AUGACGAGUGGUGCGAGUGGGACGAAACCCACAAUGCCCGGCGAUGUGCCAAAGGAGUCCGAUGAAUCAGCGCCGGCCACGUUCUUUGAGAGCAAAAUGUUUCGCUGGAUAUCCAUAAUGCUCUAUUUGGGCGGCAUUAGUGGUCUGGGCAUGGUCCUGGCCCUCUACUAUCUACUAUUCUUUAACUCCCACAUGCCCGAAAUACAUUUAAAGUUUCCGGUAUCGAUUGGUGGGCAUCCGGUCCAGAAGAUUCAUGAGUUCCAGUAAAAUGUCAAGACAAAAUUGUGAUACCCGAAAAAAUUGCUAUACGCCUCCUAAACUCAUCGGAAGUCACCGCAGAGCAGUUCUAUAAGCACAUCCUGGACCAGUACCGCCUACUGAACCAUCGC
Molecule: messenger RNA, 389 nt
Organism: Scaptodrosophila lebanonensis
Lineage: Eukaryota; Metazoa; Arthropoda; Insecta; Diptera; Drosophilidae
Gene: inaF-A
Exons: 2
Coding region: 1-267 (88 amino acids)
Source: RefSeq, a predicted model, not a curated record